AUGUCGCCGAAGGAGACACUACACAGCCCUGACGGCGGCAAAUGUCAUCAAUCCGUACUCGAGCACAUGUACGAAACGGGAGAAUGGUCCGACUUAACAGUUAGGUCUAGUGACAAUACGCUAUUCAAGGUCCACAAAAGCGUAGUUUGCGCUGCCUCGACCUUCUUCCGCGAGGCUUGCAUAUCCGCACCCGGCUUCCGCGAAACGCAUGCGACCAUUGUAGACCUUGCGGAGUGUGAUUGCAUCGUUAUGGCAAUCCUAAAGCAUUUCUACUCACUCUCAGCUACAUUCACGACCCCAGAUCUCUACCAGUGGGAUGAGGCAGUCACUAUCGACAACGGACAACACUUGAUUCGCCUGCGCAUAGCCAUCGAUAAGUACGGUAUCGACUCCAUGGCUGCCACUAUCGAGAAGACGCUGUCAACUUUCUUGUUCCGUGCAGCAGAGUUGCGCAAAGCAGACAUCGUCGUACGUAUCGGCUGCCGCCUUUUCGACGAACCAUGCGACCUUUUCAAACCUUCUCGCUUCGAUGCGCUACAAGCUACCGCGAAGCUGGUUCCACGUAUCCUGUGCAACGACAAAACGUUCGAAAUGUGGCACGGCAAUGCCAAGUACAUGCAGAGUACUCUCAAGGUGAGAGAGGUGAUGAGACUUGGGGAGCUCGAGUAG
Messenger RNA from Cercospora beticola, 669 nucleotides. Its product is annotated as BTB/POZ domain-containing protein. Gene Ontology annotation, molecular function: protein binding. The record is from RefSeq and is a predicted model, not a curated record. Lineage: Eukaryota; Fungi; Ascomycota; Dothideomycetes; Mycosphaerellales; Mycosphaerellaceae.